CUAUUUCUGUAACAAAAGUUUUAUUAAGUAUUCUUUGUUGAAGUGCGGCGCAUAUACUUGAAGAUCAUCUGAACAUCUUUGAGGAUGUGAAAGACUUUGAAGUCGAACGGAUAAAACCCAGAAAUUCCCUUCAGCAUCACCAUCGUGCAUGCUUCGUCAAUUUUAAUUUUAGCUCCGUACGUCAUGGUUGUGAUCUUUUGGGAGGUACCGACCGCGUAAAUGAACAGGUUCAUGACUUUACUUCCAAUUUGUUAAUGUCUCGAGCUUCAGGAAGCUUUAGACGUUCAUUGAAGUAUGACUAAAUCUUUGAUGGGCUGAGCCGCUUUAAUCUAAUGCUAACAACGCACCCGUUAUUUGUUUUUGCAUAAAUUAAGUCCGUGUUAUGAUUGCAUGAAGAUGGAUUCUGACUAAUGGGUUCAUCACGUGAUUGGGUUGGAAAAUUACUGACGAAAUCGGGGUGUGUUACCGGGCCGGCAACGCAUUAUCUCAUCAAUACUUGCUUUUUGUCAUCAAGAGAAGCCCUGAUGAAUCGCUGAUGUCACGUCACGUGCUACAAAGGCUAUUUCCACAUGAGUCACGCAGUCCCCCCAUCUUCUCCCUGAACUAACCCGAUUUUUCGAAACACCGUUGCCUAGGAUUUCCGUAGUUUCGUAGUUUGGCGUACAACAAUUACAUGUUUGUACUUACCGUACUUAAAAUUGUGCAGUAAUUUGGGCUAGGAAGCGAGGAUUUUGUUAAUCAUUUCUCACAGCUGCGUCUUGUCACCUGCAAACGGCAUCCCUGCUGGGAUAACGCAGUAAGCUCUCAAAGGCAGGAAUGUACCCCACGUGACAGGUCACGCGGGUUUAGAUAAUCGAUCUGAGAUAUUGUGCCAUACAGGAUAUAUUAGACUAGACCUAUUAAGCCACUUAAUGCAAUAAUAAUAUAGGGGCAAGAUAAUUGCACUGCAUGCCACCACCACUCAUAUAGUUUUUUAUCUAUGAGGACCUGAACAAUAUCUUGCGCGUCCAAAAAUCUUCCUUACCAACCACUUAUCUUUAACUUGUUUCCCCGUACAAAUUGUCAUAUGCCUUUGUCAAACGUCGUUAUGCUUGCUUGCUCUCUGCUCUUCUCCACGAAAAUCUCCCUCGUUAACUCGUUUCUGCCGUCGAGGACGAUUGCCCCAGAAACGCUCUCCCCCAUGAUAACGCCGCUGUGGCCCACCUACACCACUCACCAACCCACCCCUAGAAGUCCAGUUGGAGAGAUUACAAGGAGUCAGGGGCUGUCGACGGAAGCUUGUCAGAGGGUUAACGGACUGACUCAGAAGCAAAAAGCUGUUUGCGCCGAAUCCCCCGCUCUUAUCCCCGUGAUUGUGCAGGGUAUCAAAAAAGCUAUCUCGGAGUGUCAGCAGCAAUUUCGUAGCCGACGGUGGAAUUGCAGCUCGUUUGAAGUAAACGUCGUUUUUGGGAAGAAAAGGAAGCCCCAAUUGCCAGGAACCAAGGAGAGAGCAGUUAUCCAUGCUAUAGCGAGUGCUGGCGUUGUGGACGUUGUGGCUAAGUCGUGUUACAAUGGUAACCUCACAGCCUGUGGUAUGUGUCCGGUCGGUGUCCGGAACAUAGGCCCUAACAACGCCUACCAGUGGGGCCUCUGUAGCGACAAUAUUGUGCUAAGUGCCACGUUUGCAAAGAGGAUGCUGGAUGCCCGAGAAAACAGCUACACUCCGCUCUCCGCCCUCAACCUCCACAACAAUGAAGUCGGCAGAGAGACUACGUACGAGCUAGCUAGCAAAACAUGCCGCUGUCACGGUCAAUCUGCUUCCUGCUCCGUUCAGACGUGUUGGCACGCUUUCCCUACUUUUGACAAGGUUGCGAGGAAGUUGGCGAUGAAGUACGACAUGGCGCUCCUAGCAGUUGAGUUUAGGAAAAGAUCGGGUCUGUUCAAGCUGGUAGAAGCUGACCAGCCUUCCAAGAGACUGGUGAAUCACCGACAGAAAGGAGGAAUUAACAGGGACCAGGAAGUCACUCAACUUUAUUAUUUGAAGGAAUCACCGAGUUACUGUGAUCCAGACCCCACCAGAGGCUCCCUCGGCACACGGGGCAGACGUUGCACGCUCUCCGGGGACAAGUGGGAAAAUUGCGAAUUCCUGUGCUGUGGUCGCGGGUACAGAACAGAGACGUUUGAAACGAUAGUAGACUGCAACUGCACAUUCAAGUUCUGCUGUUACGUGCAGUGCGAGAAGUGUCCGGAAAUACAGCAUCAUCACUACUGUCUCUGAACACAUUCUCACCGGAAUUCUUGUUCCGGAAACUUCAGGAUUUUGAUCAUGCCCGGACUUAGUGCGAAAUGGCAGAUCGAUCGAAAAAACUGUCCGUGCCAAAGGACAAGUAGGUCUAGUGAACACUUAUACUCGUUGAGUUAGACCGUUUAGAUUGAAAUAAAUAAUCUGGUUACAUUCGGUAAUUUUAUUUCAAAUAAAUUGUUUUUGUACAAAGCAGACGGAUUCUUGAAUCAGUGGAUUGCAAACUGUAAUCGAAUUCAAAAUCCGUGCGUAAUGAAAAUUCUUUAUGAUGAAGAGUUAUGAUGGUUUUAUACGAUGAGAAAAUAGUAUUUGUGUAAGUAACACUUCAUAGAUUUGUAAAUACGACUUAUUUGUAGCUUUGAUAAGGCAAAUUUUGAGCUUAUUUAUAAAAAAACUGGAUCCACAUUGUACAAUAUUUUAGGUUAAUUAGGGCGAAAUGAGGAGUUAGACCUCAUCAAUUGCUCUGUAGAAUCCUGAGUAUCCCCCUUAUUUUCCACAUUAUUUCAUGAGAGCUUCUCCCAGAACCCCUACUGACUACUCCAUCCCUAAAUGCUAUUAUUAUUAAAGACCAUCCUUUAGGAGGUGCUUACAGUCUUUUCCUACUUUAGAAACCUCAGACUAAUCAGAUUUUGCCUGGUUGUGAUUUUCCUAUUUUCAUGUAUCCUUUUUUUUUGAAGAUUUUUGAAGAUUUGGACAGUCGUGUUUUUUUGUAGAUUUAGUUACCUAAAGAAGUAAAGAGUGUUGUGUGUAUCCAGAACUUUAAGAUUAUUGACUUUACUGAUGAGAAUUACAGCCAACAGUCAAGUCAAAAAAAGUUUGCUACUCAUUUAACGCAUGUUCAAAAUUCAUUUGCUCAAAAUAUUUCCUGAUCAGAAGUUUCCCAAACGUAUUUUUUAGUAGAUUUUCUGACUGUAAUAUCACCACAUCUGCAUGAAUAUUAUCCUAGUCAAUCAUAUUAAAUGUUAUCUUCUUCUUGAAUUUUUAGUUAGUCAGACUUCCAGAACGUUGCAGUCUCACUAGUUACUGAAGGUUAGUUUUAGUAUUAGUGAAGUGGCCGGAUUAAAAUGACAGAUUGUGUAGAAUUUUACUGAAGUUGAUGACAAAAUUUUAGUGGUUGAACAUCCUCACUUAAAGCUUAAGCUUGUUUGUAUGGUGUUUUAUUUAAAAAGGAUUUAUUUAGUUUGAUAAAGAUUUAUUUAACUUAUCUUACUGAUAAUUAUAUUCGAGCAGAUUAAGCUCGAAGUAAGAACUUUGUUUUAUUUGUAGAACUAGCACUUUCUAAAUUGUAUCUUA
Bolinopsis microptera is the source of this 3574-nucleotide messenger RNA. Its product is annotated as protein Wnt-4-like. The record is from RefSeq and is a predicted model, not a curated record. The coding region runs from base 1067 to 2257 and encodes 396 amino acids. NCBI's taxonomy places the organism in Eukaryota, Metazoa, Ctenophora, Tentaculata, Lobata, Bolinopsidae. The transcript has 9 exons. Gene Ontology annotation, biological process: canonical Wnt signaling pathway; cell fate commitment; neuron differentiation. Gene Ontology annotation, cellular component: extracellular region. Gene Ontology annotation, molecular function: frizzled binding; cytokine activity.